CUGGGUGUGUGUGUGUGUGUGUGUUGUGUCUUUUCUGUUGGUGUGGAAUGUUAUUGCUCUUUUUAAUUGAGAAAAAUGAUCAAUAAAGUCUUAGUCUUAGGUCUAAGACAUAUUCUUAAAGAGACCAUGAAUAUUUUGAGGGUUGUUUCAAUUUUUUGUCUACUGGUAUCUACUUUUCAACACGCACUUCCUGGCUUGAAUUGUACAGAUGAAUACUUUAUGAAUUUUUUAACCAAUUCGUGCCAACCCUGCACUCCUGCCCCUGAAGACAACAACGCUAUAGCUGAAUACGCCUGUAACUCUACCCAUAAUGCCAAGUACAGGUGCAAGGAUGAAUUCUUUAACUUAGAUGGUUCUGGAAAUUUGGUUUGCCAGAAAUGUAGAGAGUGCAAAGAUACCGGGUUGUUUGUGGUCAAGAAUUGCUCUGCCGAACAAGACACUGAGUGUUGUGGUCAUGAAACAGGCGCUGAUGAGCUGUGUAUUUCAACAACACCAAGAAACGGAAUAAAUACAACCCCCCUAAACAUGACAUCUACGCCAGACGCCAACGGAGUCACAGACAACCCAACUUCUACGUCACAUGCUACAAUAAUAACGACCAACCAAGCCCCAACUAGAGAAUCAACAGACAUUGGGUUAAUGUGUAACAGAAACGAGCAUGUGGACAUGGAAACAAACAGCUGCAAACCGUGUGACCUUUGCUCCUAUGUUGACCAUGACCUUCAUUCCCUGCAGAAGUGUGACCCGUGCACAGAAGGAGAAAACCACUCACGCCUAGCCAGUUGUCCCAAACAAUGUUUUUCCAAAGAGGAUUCUGUUGGAUGGAUUGCUUUGUCCUGUCUGUUAGGAGUAAUUUUUCUGUCUUUAACGAUAGCGCUUGUCGUUUCUGAUCUCUUAAAAUGUUGCAGACGUUACAUUCCCAAAAGAGGUGAAGGACGAAGUCUGAUAGAGUAUGAAUGAUAAGUCGGUACAUGUCUGGAAUGUAAUUGUCUCCCCCCUUUCCCCACUUAAUAUUGUCCUGGCUAGAAUCUCGUGGGUUGUGUAAAUCUAACAAUUCUUCUUUUAUUAUUCUAAACUAGCCAAGGGAAAUUACAGUCAUCAAAUGAUAUACUUAAUCCCAGAGGCGUAUCUAGGGGGUGGGGGGGUGAGAAUGUAAGGGAAAAUUUGAAAAUCCCCCGGGCACCCACUUGAGGGGGGUCGCGAAAUAAGUGUAUUUUUACAUUUAAUAUUAAAUAUUACACACAAAGAAGGGGCCCCCAGAGAGGUCAAGCCCCCGGGCCCCCCCAAAUUGAAUGCGAAUUCCUAGCUACGCCACUGCUUAAUCAAGAAUGGUGAGGAAUUCAGCUGAUGCUUGUUUACAGAUGGGAUGCUCGUCUUGUCUCACUAUCUAUCGUUUACUAAUAAAUCUCUAUCAGUAUCACUAUCCUUCUUUCUAUAAGCCCUAGCCAUCUUGUUCUCCAUCAUGUACCCCAAUUCUGCAACGUCAUUUGUCUGACUACGUCACUUCUUUUCGCCGCCUCUAAAAAUAGUGUGCACUAUAUUUAUUUACAAACCUAAUAUAAUCUCUAAACCAAACUAGGUCACUACAAUAAUCUUAACCUAGUCUCUAAAUAUGUUUACAUCAUAGACUUAUAUAUUAUAUCUAGACUGGAAACCGGAAAUAAAUUCUUAUCCACUACUGAUCGAUUCAAAGGCGUAUCUAUAUAUAGAUUUUUAUGUACGUAAACUCUUUUUCAGGCUUUAGGGGGGAGUUGCCCCAAUCAAUCUUUUCUGUCUUAGAAAAGUAAUGAUCUUUAGUUUUCAAAGUUAAGAAAUAAUGCAAAAUCAUUUCUCGGAUAUUCACGCGAAUGUACGAAACAAAGCCAUUUCCUGUUUGUUUUCAUUGAGAUAAUGUUUCAAAAAUCCUAGAUGGAAAUAAUUCAUGUUGAUUUAAAUCAUCUUAUGUACAUUUAAAUAGAUUGAUUACCUAGAUCUUUCUAGAUUAUGUAUCUAAAAAUUGCAAAAUAAGAAUUAUGAGAUGAUAGUACUCUUAGUUUUGAUAUUCAUUUACUAGAUCUAGAUCUAAAAAUUAGAUUUUAUGUUACAUAGGUUAGGGUUGAAAAAAAUAGCCUUUACUUCUUUUAACUACUUUACAAAACAACGCCUUGAUCCAACUUUCUAAAAAAAAUUUCACGACAUUUUUUGUAGUGUUAAAAGUCUCCAUGUCCAGUCUAGAUAAAGUAUAUAUAAGUCUAUGCCCUAGCCAUCUUGUUCUCCAUCAUGUACCCCAAUUCUGCAACGUCAUUCGUCUGUCUGACUACGUCACCACUUUUUGCCGUCUCUAAAAAAAAAAUGCGCACUAUAUUUAUUUACAAACCUAACAUAAUCUCUAAACUAAACUAGGUCACUACAAUAGUCUUAACCUAGUCUCUAAAUAUGUUUACAGAGUUGUUACAAACAAUGGAGAAUAUUUAAACCAAAAUAGAAAAUCAAAAUCUUUUAUUUUAUAAUAUGCGUCUAUAAGGUACGAUUCCUUAAUAUGAAUGUGAAUUUAUAAUUAGAUUUUUUUUAUUAAGUGUAUCUGUAUCCGGUAUGCAGAAUAUGGAAUUGUUGUUAAUUUAUGCAUUUUAAUAACAUAUAAUGAUUUUGAAACUGUUUUUAGCACUAUAAAAUCUAAUUGCCAAGUUUUUCUUCUUGAAACAAAAUAUUAUUUUACAAGUAUUUUUGAAUAAAGCAAUUUUUUUUUACAAUACCUAUAUUCAAGUCAUUGCUUCAUGGAACAUAGAAGCUGAUCUCGAAAACGGCUCUAACGAUUUUUCUAAAAAAAAAUAACAGUUGAUGUAUAAUUGCUAAGAAAUGAAUUACUAGCUCGUUGGCCAUACGGUAAAAAAAAACUCUAGUUUGUCCGUUAUAAGUUUUCAAAGUGAAAAAUAAAUAAAUGUAAAUUAGGCUAGAGACUAUAUCUAGGUCUAGAGUCAACAUGGUGUAGUCAGCCGUAUUACUGUAUAACAGAAAAUUUAAGCAUACCUUCCUCUCUGACCGAAUUAGAAAAUGCGUAAGUUCUUGCAGACGACGGUACCCUAACCCGAAUUGUAACAAAAAUUUAAAAAAAAUUUUUUAUUAUAUUUUUAUAUUUAUAAGGCUCUAAUGCUCUUUUUCCUCUUUAAAACUAAUUUGAAAACUGUGUCCAUUCUGUUAUAUGUUUAUUAUUAUCAUCAUCAUCAUUAUCACCAACACCAUCAUCGUCAUAAUCGUCAUCAUCAUCAUCGUCAUUAUCAUUAUCAUCAUCACCACCAACAAUAUCAUUAUCAUCAUUACCACCAUCAACAUCAUCAUUACCAUCAUCAUCAUCAUCAUCAUCAUCACCAUCAUCAUCGUCACUACUAUCAUCAUCAUCAUGACCAUUAUCAACAUCAUCAUUAUCACAAUCCUCAUCUCAAUCACCAUCAUUACUAUCAUAUAUCAUCAUCAUGAUCAUUAUCAACAUCAUCAUUAUCACAAUUCUCGUCACAAUCACCAUCAUUAUCAUCAUCAUUAUCAACCAAUAUCAUUAUCAUCAUUAACAUCAUCAUCACCAUCAUCAUCAUCACCGCUACCAUCAUCAUUACCAUCAACAUUAUCAUCCUCAUCAUUAUUUCAUUCACCAUCAUCAUCAUCAUCACCACCACCAUCAUCAUCGUCAUUAUCAUCUUCAUCACCACUCUCAUCAUUAUUAUUAC
Molecule: messenger RNA, 3698 nt
Organism: Biomphalaria glabrata
Lineage: Eukaryota; Metazoa; Mollusca; Gastropoda; Planorbidae
Exons: 3
Coding region: 76-960 (294 amino acids)
Molecular function (GO): protein binding
Source: RefSeq, a predicted model, not a curated record